UUACCAGAUACAAUACAAGUAAUAAGUGAUCAUAGUCUGAUUCUCUCCCUUAAAACCCUGCCCUGUCCCUUGCCCAAAACCGGCCACCUGUCGGUUUCUCAGCUGUUACCAGUCACCACUCUCUUUCGCUCUCGCACACACAUUCUCUUUUGCAAUUUCAAAAUCCCCAAAAAUCCGCGAGUCUCUGAUGGCGCAAAAUAACCUUAAACCCUCAAUACCCUAAAACCCUUCUUCUUCUUCUUCUUCUUUUUUUUGGUUUUGAGAAUCAGUGAAGUGAAAUGGAUGGAGUGAAUAGCAGUAGUAAUAUCCAAAAAGAUGAUGCAUCGACUAGCACCGGAGGAGCUCAAACGGCUGCACAACCUCAACCAAAGCCGAAGCCGGUCGUGGUGCAGAGUGCGAACGCGCCACCGCCUUUCUUGAGCAAGACUUACGAUAUGGUGGAUGAUCCCGCCACCGAUGCCGUCGUUUCUUGGAGCUCAGCCAAUAACAGUUUCAUUGUUUGGAACCCGCCGGAGUUCGCACGGGAUGUUUUGCCCAAGUAUUUCAAGCACAACAACUUCUCCAGCUUCGUCAGGCAACUGAAUACCUAUGGUUUCCGGAAGGUUGAUUCAGACCGAUGGGAAUUCGCAAAUGAGGGAUUUUUAAGAGGCCAGAAAGACCUGCUUCUAAACAUUAGCCGCCGAAAGCCUGCCCAGGGCCAUGGUCAUCAGCAGACACAGCAAGCACAUGGACAGAGUUCAUCUGGGGGUGCUUGUGUUGAGGUUGGGGAAUUUGGGCUUGAGGAAGAGGUUGAGGCGCUUAAGCGGGACAAGAAUGUGCUUAUGCAGGAACUUGUUAGGUUGAGGCAGCAGCAACAGUCUACAGAUAACCAAAUGCACACCAUGGCACGACAACUUCAUGGGAUGGAGCAGUGGCAGCUGCAGAUGAUGUCAUUCUUGGCAAAGGCUGUCCAGAGCCCUGGAUUUUUGGCUCAAUUUAUGCAGCAGAAAAAUGAGAGCAAUAGGCACAUAACCGAAGCCAACAAGAAAAGGAGACUAAAACAGGAUGGUAUUGUUGAUAAUGAGCAUUCUGCUGCCUCUGAUGGACAGAUUGUUAAAUAUCAGCCUUUGACGAAUGAUGCUAAAGCAAUGCUCAGGCAGAUUGUAAAAGGGGAUACUUCUACCAGGCUUGACUCCAUUAACAACUAUCAUGAUAAUUUCCUGGUUGGUGAUGGUUUGUCAUCAUCUAGUGGAUUGGAUGGUGGGAAAUCUUCAAGCCAUGCAUCAGGAAUGACUCUUCAAGAGGUCCCACCAACUUCAGGGAUCUCGGUGGGUCGCCUCUCAAGUGCCAUAUCUGAGAUUCAAUCUUCCCCAUGUACAACAUCUUCUGAAAAGAUUACAACAACACAAUUUACCGAUUCGAGUGCACUGGUUGGAGGAGAAAAGGUCCCAUCCAUUUCCAUUCCUCAAACAAAUACAAUUAUGCCUGAGCUUUCUCAAAUACCAGAAAUGGUCCCGGAAAGUGUUGUUGAUAUCCCCACCGAAGACUGCGUGGAGUCUGAAACUGGGAAUGGGGGAUUUAUUGAUCCCAUUUGUUUGGUUCCCUUAGAACUUGAUGACAUUGCUCCUGAUCCCGACAUAGAUGCCUUACUGGAUAGUUCUAGUUUCUGGGAUGACCUUAUUGUGCAAGGUCCAGUGCCAGAGGAUAUUGAAACAAUCUCAAUGGAUGAUAAAGGCUAGGGAAGUGGGCAGCUGAUGGACAAAUCUUGGCAUACGGAUAAGUCUUCUUGAUAACAAGAUUGGCUAAUCACAUUUGUACAAAAAUGUACAUGGCCUUCAGUUCAUUUGAGGUAAGCCUGAAAUUUUAUCUGUCGACUUAUAUUCACAUUAUCCUCCAUCUUUAGCCAUUGGGAAAUGACCAAUGCCUUUCAUGAUGCACACACAAUUUUGUUUUCAACUGCCGUAAAAAAGGGUAAAAGUACCAUGAAGGCCUUUUUAUUACGAGUUAGAUUAAAUUGUCUUUUUACUAAAGAAAUAGACAAAUUAGUCCCUGUAUAUUAUAUUAAAGAACAAAUUUAUCAUGUUUGUAAAUUUUUUUUUUACUGUUAAAAACUGACGCAGCUAACAAAAUAAUCAAACAGUUACAUGUGACGUGUCACGUGUAUCUUAUUCUGACGUAUAA
Gossypium arboreum is the source of this 2160-nucleotide messenger RNA. RefSeq names its product heat shock factor protein HSF8-like. The coding region runs from base 279 to 1718 and encodes 479 amino acids. Gene Ontology annotation, cellular component: nucleus. The transcript has 2 exons. NCBI's taxonomy places the organism in Eukaryota, Viridiplantae, Streptophyta, Magnoliopsida, Malvales, Malvaceae. Gene Ontology annotation, molecular function: RNA polymerase II cis-regulatory region sequence-specific DNA binding; DNA-binding transcription factor activity. The record is from RefSeq and is a predicted model, not a curated record. Gene Ontology annotation, biological process: regulation of transcription by RNA polymerase II.